AUGGGAAAAAUGAUGCAAACGUCCUCGUACGACCAGAGUCAAAUCUUCUGGGCGUUGUGUUACGGCGUCGCGUACUUACUCUUCUCCGCGACGACGGUGAUCUCGAACAAGCACUUGAUCAUGAACACGAAUUUUCACUCGGCGAUAUUCGUGUCGAGUUUAGGUUCGUGGUUCGGAUGGUUCGUUUCCUUAGGGAUGGUGUGGUCGAAGCGGACGACUUUGGUGCAUAAUUUGAGUUUGAAAGAGUGGACGACGUCGGUGUUGCCGAUUGGAUUGGCGACGGCGUUUUCACUCGCGGCGGCGAAUAUGGCGUAUUUUUAUCUCUCGUUAGCGUUUAUACAGGUUCUGAAAGCGUUCGCGCCGGUGAUUACGUUUGGCGUUUUGAUCGCGUUUGGGCUGGAUAGGCACAACGCGAAAAUUUUAGGCGCUUUGUGCGUCAUCGUGUGCGGGUCGUUGAUCGCGUGUUACGGGGAGAUGCAUUUUACCGUCAUGGGAUUGCUGUGCAUGUUUAUCGCAGAGGUGAGCGAGGCGUUGAGGUCGGUUGGGAUACAGUUGUUGUUGGUCAAUCGGAAAAUGGGUUUGAUCGAAGGGAUGUACUAUUUUUGUCCGGCGACGUUGCUCUUUUUGACAAUCUUUACGGCCAUUUUUGAAGGAGAGACGUUGUUUAAUCGAGAACACAUGCAAGUCGUGCACGAUUAUUGGUAUUUGUUUUGCAUUAGCGCCGGGUUGGGUUUUUUGGUGACUUUGAGCGGGUUAGGAGUGGUACAAAACGCCGGGGCGACGUUGUUCAAGGCGAUGUCGCAGAUAAAAAACGCGUGCGUUAUUUUGUUCGCCGUGGUGGUUUACGGAGAGACGUUGACGUGGAUGGAAAUUGGGGGUUACGGGAUCGCCGUCGUUGGAUUUGGGUUGUUCAACGUGGCAAAGAAUAGAGAUAUGGAGGAGGUCAGAAAUGAGAGAGGGAUGCGGGAGGCGACUUUAGGUAAAGAAGGGGAAGGCACGAUGACGACGCCGUUGUUAGGCGAUCCUUCUUCUCAAGGCGGAGGAGGGAUGAAGAAAAAGUCGAGCGGGUCAUUUCUUGGUAAAUUAGGUUCAUUCUCGGGGAGUUUCAGCGGCGGGUCAAACGGAGGCGGCGGCGAGAGCAAGUAG
Messenger RNA from Bathycoccus prasinos, 1146 nucleotides. Its product is annotated as Drug/Metabolite transporter superfamily. The record is from RefSeq and is a predicted model, not a curated record. Gene Ontology annotation, molecular function: antiporter activity. NCBI's taxonomy places the organism in Eukaryota, Viridiplantae, Chlorophyta, Mamiellophyceae, Mamiellales, Bathycoccaceae. The coding region runs from base 1 to 1146 and encodes 381 amino acids. Gene Ontology annotation, cellular component: Golgi apparatus; trans-Golgi network; endosome. The transcript has a single exon.